Messenger RNA from Malania oleifera, 1354 nucleotides. Its product is annotated as glycine-rich RNA-binding protein 3, mitochondrial-like. Gene Ontology annotation, molecular function: RNA binding. NCBI's taxonomy places the organism in Eukaryota, Viridiplantae, Streptophyta, Magnoliopsida, Santalales, Ximeniaceae. The coding region runs from base 136 to 1026 and encodes 296 amino acids. The transcript is spliced from 5 exons. The record is from RefSeq and is a predicted model, not a curated record.
CAUUUCGAUGCGAUCUUCUAACAUUUCCUCUCUUUCACAAACAUAUGCGCGUGCUAUUUGUCUUAACGAUACUGUUCUGGAAAUGAAGGGUUCUCUUUCGCUGUGCGCAUAGUACCUUGCAGAAGAUAUCAUAAGAUGAUCACUGUUGCACCAAUGGCUUUCUUCAGUAAAGUUGGGAACAUACUUAGGCAGACUGCGAGCAAGAAAAUCACUUCGGAAUUUUCUGGGUCCAACCCAUCUAUUUUCCAAGCCAUAAGAUGCAUGUCAUCUUCGAAACUGUUUGUCGGAGGCCUGUCAUAUGGUACAGAUGACAUGAGCUUGAGAGAAGCUUUCGGUAAAUAUGGGGAGGUUAUUGAGGCGAGGGUCAUCGUGGAUCGAGAGACUGGGAGAUCCAGAGGAUUUGGAUUUGUUACUUUCACUUCAACUGACGAGGCUUCCAGUGCCAUUCAGGCAGUGGAUGGACAGGAUCUUCAUGGUCGUAGAGUAAGGGUAAAUUAUGCAAUGGAUAGGGCACGUGGUGGUGGGUUUGGAGGUGGUGGCUAUGGUGGCGGCGGUGGCGGCUAUGGUGGUGACGGUGGUGGUUAUGGCAGCGGUGGCGGUUAUGGUGGUGGUGGUGGUGGUUAUGGUGGUGCUGGUGGUUAUGGUGGCGGUUAUAACAGUGGGAAUUAUGGGGGUGGUGGUGGUGGACAAUUUGGAGGUGGAGGCGGUGAUGGAAACUUCAGUGUUGCUGGUGGUGGUGGUGGCAAUGAUGCAUAUGCGGGUGGUGUUGGUGCUAAUGAUGCAUACACCGGUGGUGUUGGUGCUAAUGAUGCAUAUGCUGGUGGUGCUGGGGAUGGCAGCAGCAGCAGCUUUGGUAGCGGAGGAUACAAUAUGGGAUCAGGUUAUAGUAGUGCUGAACAAUUUGGUAACGGUGAAGGUGGCGAUAGCACAUCUGGUGAUUUUGGAGGUGCUGGCCAAGAAGAACCGUCGGAUGGGAAUUUAAGGGAUGAUGAUGAACCUGAUGACUACGCCAACAGAAGGGCCUAAUGAAGCAGUAAACACAGUUUAGCUUUCUCAACUAUUUUUGUUGGCUUCUCAUCUUUCCUCCCCUUGCUUUGCGUGGACAAUUUAUUUUUCCAAUGUUGGUUUUGACUUUGUAACCGUUAAUGCACUUCCAGUUUAUUUUUAUUAUUUGGUGAAUGACAAGAUUCAGAGGUGCCGGGAAAUAAUGGCAGUUGGGCUGCAUACGACUGCGUGAAGGAAGAAUGUGUCUUCCCCAGCUUAUCCCCCACCCCCUUCAUUGGAAAACAGCCUUGUUUAUCUUUGAGAUUAGUUUUUAUCUUUUAAUUUUCCAAAAUAUACUUCGAUUUUAUAA